Molecule: messenger RNA, 1275 nt
Organism: Sporisorium graminicola
Lineage: Eukaryota; Fungi; Basidiomycota; Ustilaginomycetes; Ustilaginales; Ustilaginaceae
Exons: 1
Coding region: 1-1275 (424 amino acids)
Biological process (GO): cytoplasmic translational initiation
Cellular component (GO): cytoplasm; eukaryotic translation initiation factor 3 complex
Molecular function (GO): translation initiation factor activity
Source: RefSeq, a predicted model, not a curated record
AUGUCGGCCGGAGACCUCGUCACCGUUCUUGCCGAGGGCACUUUCGAGGAGCAGAUCGUCGAAGUUUCUGCUUUCCUCUCGCGCUCCCAACCCGAAGCAUCGCGCAACGACUUUAUCUCUCGCUUCCAGCAGCUUGCUCUCGAUGCCGAACCCGCUGCUUCCACCGAAGCUGAAGCCGCUUCCACCUCGGACGCAGGCAAGAAGCAACAGACUGUCCAGCAACUCGUUUCCGAGAUCAGCACGCUCGGCGAGGGAAGCGAUCGCGAGCUCGAGGGUGUGUACAAUUUGAUCUUUUCGCUCGUCUCUGCUACCCAACAGCAGUCUUCCUUGGUACCUACGUUGAUCGCUGCCAUCUCGAAAGAGUCUAGUGGCGUCGACAAGAACAACGUGAGGUAUCGCAUCCUCUCGAACCUGUUCAACUCGCUCGAGGCUUCGUCGGCGUUGCGUCUGCAGGUGUUCAACGCUCUGCUCACCCUGGCUGCGGCCAAUGACGACUUGGACUACCUCACCUCGUCGCUCACCGCCUUGCCCCAGUGGCUGGCACAGUGGCAUGUAUCGGAAGCCGACAAGGCUGCGUGCCUCGAGGCGGUGGCCAAGGCGUUGGAGGGCGCGGAGAAGGAGCACGGCCAGACGUCCAAGGCGUACCAGUUCCUGCUGUUGCACCUGCGCUACAUCUCGACUCUGCCCGCUAACGAUUCCAACAAGGACGCCGCUGAGCGCACUGUGGCAGCGGCGCUCCGCCUGCCCAAGCUGUACGAAUUCGAGGAUUUGUUCCACAUCAAGGCGGUUCUCGACCUCAAGUCAUCCUCCAGCCCCACCUUUGAGCUGCUCAAGAUCUUUGUUGGCGGCUCCACCGCCGACUUCCAGUCCUUUGCCGCCUCGCACCCGCAGGAACUCUCGCGCCUCUCGCUCUCGCACGACGAGCUGCUCCACAAGAUCCGUCUGCUCGACUUGGCCGACCUGUGCGCGCUCAGCAUCUCGGCUGACGUGGGCUACUCGAGCAUCGCCCAGACGCUCAAGAUCGACGAGAGCGAGGUCGAGGUGUGGGUCAUCGACGUCAUCCGUGCCGGUCUGGUCAGCGGCAAGCUCAGCCAGGUGAACGACGCGUUUAGGGUGUACAAGUCGACCCACCGUCAGUUUGGCAAGCAGCAGUGGCAGCAGUUGGAGCAGAGGCUCGUCCAGUGGCAGACCAGCAUCACGAGCAUCAUUGACAGCAUUGCUGCUACGCGCGGCGGCAAGUUGCCCGAGGGUGUCGUCGAGGCUGCGUCGGCGUAA